This is a messenger RNA of Punica granatum (pomegranate), 1049 nucleotides long. NCBI's taxonomy places the organism in Eukaryota, Viridiplantae, Streptophyta, Magnoliopsida, Myrtales, Lythraceae. The record is from RefSeq and is a predicted model, not a curated record.
GUAAUAAAAGAACGAUGGACGAGUUGAGAAAUAUAGCAAAGGACUACAUAGAAGAUGCCGAUGAAGAUCCUUCAUUCAUGGCUUUGGUGCUUGCAGUUUUCUGUUCCAUGAGCGAAAACGGAAACGGAUCAGUGACUUACGAGGGCUUCCAUUCGUACAUGUUGAUUUCUGGCUUUUCAAGAAUCAACCAUCGGAUCUUCUUCGAGCAACUGGAUCGGGAUGGAGACCAUAAGCUCGAUCUGCUGGAUGUCGCUACUUUCUGCUUAUUAUGCUUCGGAGGGAGGCCGAUAUGUGCAGGAUGCAGUAGCUUUGUCCCGGGAGACCAGUAUCUCACAUGCUUGGCCUGCUUCCUCGAUAGCAAUACCCCGUUCAAUCUCUGCCCUACCUGUCACUACAACAUCAGGCAGCACCUUGACCAUGACCACCUUGAUGACUACAUCGACAACUUUGCCAUGAUCGAAUUGUUGAGGUACAAGGCGAUCGCCACAAAAAAGCAUGUCACAAACGCAGAGAUGGAACCCUCUAUGUCCCGUGAAAUUGCCCAGAUCAACUCCGUCACUGGCUCAUCCACUGCAAUAGCUCCAGCCCGUGAACGACCUCAGAAGUUUCACUGGAGAGACGGAUUCACCCUGGCUCAGCUUGGGAUUGCUCUAGCGAAUGUUAUAAUCGCCAUCUGUAGCCUUCUCUGAGGUUUAUAUAUACAUGUACGAAUGACCAAACUUCAUAAGGUUCCAUUUUUUUUUUGUUUAUGUUUGGUAAUAGUUUAUCAAAAAGAGAAUGUAAGGUGCGUAUCUCUUCAUAAAUAUCGAUUAGGUCGGAAAGAUCGACCAACAAUAUAUAUAUGGAGCAACUGUAGAGUUCUGCUGAUCCCAAAAUGACCCACGAAGUUAGGGUUGUAGAAGUACUCCUACAACGUCCCUAACUUCGUGUAUGCUUUUACUAUGUACCAGUAAUAGAUCCGCGCUUCACUGCGGACUAUAUCAAUUUUUUCUUUUUAGCUUAAACCUGAUUUAAUGUACACUGUACUAUAUAUCUGAAACGCAAGAUCA